AGAAUGUUUCCUAAAUGAAUUGUGUACAAGAAGCAGUGAAUACAGCCUACAAUUUGUUUGGCAAUCAAUCAACAGAAGUCUCUGAAGACAGUCUACAGCUUAUGGUCAAUAAAAUAGAUCGACUCUCCAGUGAAGAAUUGGGCUGCAGAAGAGAGCACAUACAGCAUUCCCACACAUAUUUACUAAAUUGAUAGAAAACGAUCAGUUUCAGUUCAGUAUUUUCUACAUCAAAAAAGGAUAUCAAUUGCCUCUGCACGACCAUCCUGACAUGCAUGGUAUAAUAAAGGUACUUUUUGGUCAGAUAAGAAUACACAGUUACACUGCAACUAACAUUGAUUCACAAGUGAUAAGAGCCCCCAACGAAAAUUUUUUGAGAAGAGGCGUACAUAGCAUUUCCAGAGGACUUCCAAAAAAGUUACCAAUCGCUGGAGUUAAAAAUAUUCUUCUUGUUGCCUCUGGGAAAGGAGGGGUGGGCAAAUCGACAAUUGCAACAAAUCUCUCAAUAGCUCUCUCUAAACGGUGCUCUGUUGGUUUACUUGAUGCUGAUGUUUUUGGACCCUCCAUUCCAAUGAUGAUGAAUGUAUCAGAUGUACCUGAAUCAAACCAUCAAAAGCUUAUUAUACCCGUUAACAACUACAAUAUAAAGUGUAUGUCGAUGGGUCUCCUUGUUGAUGAAGAAUCCCCUGUAGUGUGGCGAGGUCUCAUGGUUAUGCAAGCUAUCAAGAAAUUACUCCGGGGAGUGAGGUGGGGUCCACUUGACGUGCUGGUGAUAGACAUGCCACCGGGAACGGGUGACACACAGCUCAGUAUCACCCAGGAGAUUCCUAUACAGGGGGUGGUGUUGGUCACCACUCCCCAGUCUGUUGCUGUUGCUGACUGCAUCAAGGGGGCUGAAAUGUUUAGAAAGGUUGAGGUACCAAUAGUGGGUGUUGUAGAAAACAUGAGCUAUUACCAGUGCACAGACUGUGGAAACAAACACCACAUAUUCGGUAGUAACCUUCAGGACAAGCUGAAAGGAAAAGCAUUGCGUGAUGUGGAAAUACUGGGCGAACUGCCCGUUAAACCUGGGAUAUCAGAGAACUGUGAUUCAGGGACACCUUCAGUCAUACUGGACCCUGAAAUUAGUGAUAUAUUUGAUAAUAUUGUUAGCUCUGUUAUUCCCUUUUUAGAACUUGAUGAUUGACUGUUUAGGUGCUAACUUUUUAUAGGUUUAGAACUGAGUUUGUAAAUGGCUGCAGCUUUUUACAUGGUUUCAAUAAUUUGAAAAAUGUUAUUAUUAUAUUGGACUUUAUAGUAUACUGUUGCAUGAAAUGAUUUAAAUUUAUCUAAAUUUUUAUGUUACUUAACUUCAGCAGUUGCUGUCGAACUGAUUUGUUUAAUGUUUUUGAUUGGCUGUAUGAUGAAAUGAACUUGCUUUUGUUGUACAGUAAAACCCCAAUUUAUUGCUCCUCGAUAUACUGCAAAUGCUGAAUUACCGCGGCCACGUCCUUUCCCCCAAACUCCACGGUAAAUCGGGGUUUUACUGUAUAAUGAAAAUAAAAGCAUCCUAUUUUCUGAACGUAUUUGAUAUUAUCAUAAUGUAUUAUACCCUUUACAUAGACUACGUCCAUAGGUUCAGAAUG
Bolinopsis microptera is the source of this 1622-nucleotide messenger RNA. Its product is annotated as iron-sulfur cluster transfer protein NUBPL-like. Gene Ontology annotation, biological process: mitochondrial respiratory chain complex I assembly; iron-sulfur cluster assembly. NCBI's taxonomy places the organism in Eukaryota, Metazoa, Ctenophora, Tentaculata, Lobata, Bolinopsidae. The transcript is spliced from 6 exons. Gene Ontology annotation, cellular component: mitochondrion. Gene Ontology annotation, molecular function: ATP-dependent FeS chaperone activity; 4 iron, 4 sulfur cluster binding; ATP binding. The record is from RefSeq and is a predicted model, not a curated record. The coding region runs from base 269 to 1183 and encodes 304 amino acids.